Eremothecium sinecaudum is the source of this 1140-nucleotide messenger RNA. RefSeq names its product ditrans,polycis-polyprenyl diphosphate synthase (gene SRT1). The record is from RefSeq and is a predicted model, not a curated record. Gene Ontology annotation, molecular function: ditrans,polycis-polyprenyl diphosphate synthase [(2E,6E)-farnesyl diphosphate specific] activity. Bases 1 to 1140 code for a protein of 379 amino acids. Lineage: Eukaryota; Fungi; Ascomycota; Saccharomycetes; Saccharomycetales; Saccharomycetaceae. The transcript has a single exon. Gene Ontology annotation, cellular component: lipid droplet; membrane; dehydrodolichyl diphosphate synthase complex.
AUGGAGGUAGCUCAUGAAGAGAUUAGCGCCAUGUCGGAAAAAGAGAAGGUACAGCGGCUACAGUGGAACCUAAAUCCGCUAACUGCUGUUACUGGUGCUACGGAGACGCCUAAGCCGAUCCAACAGCAUUCAAAAUCUUCUCUUCAUAUGAUGCUUUCAGAUCUAGUGCAUGGACAAUGGAAGCGGCACUUUCAGAACGAACAGGUCAGAAUAACAAACUUAUUGUUACAGAUUGGGAUUGUGAGAAUAAUAUUGAAUUUCUUUCAGAAUUUACUGUUAAAUAUUCUACAAAUGGGACCACUUCCGCAGCAUGUAUCUUUUAUUAUGGAUGGUAAUCGGCGCUACGCCAGGUCAUUGAAUUUACCGCUCAAGCGCGCUCAUGAAGAAGGAAGCUUAACAUUGUUCAGAACGCUUCAUAUAUGUAAGAGGGUUGGAAUAGACGUUGCCAGUGCAUAUGCAUUUUCUAUUGAAAACUUCAAUAGACCACAGGAAGAAAUCGAUACGCUUACAGAUAUGUUAAGUAAACGACUACAGGAAUUAGCAAACCGGGCCAAUACCUUAAAUGAUAGACUAUAUGGCGCUAAACUAUUUGUUGUGGGAGAUAGAUCUCUAUUAUCCGAAGAGUUAAACAAUAAGAUAAACUACGUGGAAUCGAUGACGAAACACAAUACCGCAUUUAUUGUUUACAUUUGUUUGCCAUAUACAACGAGAAAUGACAUCUACCAUUCUAUGUACGAAGUAGUCAAGUUGUGCAAAGAUGGGGUAGUAAAUAGCAAGGACAUUACCGUCGAACUCUUGAACAGCGCGAUGUAUUUAGGGCCCAGUUCCAAUAAAGCAGACAUACUAGUAAGAACCAGUGGGCAUACCAGGUUGUCAGAUUAUAUGUUAUGGCAGACACAUGAGAAUUCAGUUAUAGAAUUUUCGAAGUGCAUGUGGCCUGAUUUCACUUUCCAGACCUUCUAUCUAGUGUUGUUGAAAUGGAGCUACUUCACUACGUUACAAAGAGCCCGGAAAAGAGAGAGAUUAAGAAGUCGUGUCGGUGCAUUUGCUAAAUUUUAUCUUGCAGAUAAAACCGUCCCUGCAGUUUCUCUCGAGUCGCUUCCAAACCCUCCAGCGGCUAUCUCAGUGACAGGAAAAUAG